GUGUGAUUUGAACAUAUGGCAACAGCGGCAAGUCAUUGGUUUGCUAAUGAUCUGUGUAGUUCUUAGAUCUUGUGUUCGUGAUUUGUAAAAAUACUUUUUAACCUAAAGGUCGUGGGCGUACUCUUCCGUAUACUUAUUUUGCCCAAAAUAUAUAUUUGUGAGUUGUACGUAGUUUCAGGUGUAAAAAGGUGAUAAAGGAUAUACCUGCCCCACUAUGCGACCAGGUGAACAUCGAAUCUAUAGGAGGCAAAGACGCAAAAAGCUUUGGAAACAGCCAUGGGCACCGAUGAUGGGAAUUUUUUUUUUGGUUGGUCAUAGAAGCAACUUUUGCCUUGAACACCUUAACUCCAUGAAAGCAAUGCUAGAUACCCUAUUAUCAGGAACACAUACCAAUAAGUAUAAUGUGGAAAAUGCUAUCGCUGAAGGGUUCCAACUGAGUAACCAGAGAAUAAAGAUAAAUCAGGAAGCUUGGUUAAGUUAUAUAAAUAACGAUACUGUUUUCCAUAUUUAUAGAUAUAUUGAAAUAUAUAAUUAUGUAUUCAGAAAUUUUUUAAUUGACUAGUGCCAAAACAUGAAUUUUCUAAAUUCCAC
Molecule: messenger RNA, 591 nt
Organism: Acanthoscelides obtectus
Lineage: Eukaryota; Metazoa; Arthropoda; Insecta; Coleoptera; Chrysomelidae
Source: the annotation of a GenBank genome assembly